AUGUCCAUGCACCCCCUGGUGGUGGCCACGGGCUCCAGCAAGGUUGAGCUCCCCUGCUCACAACCUGUGGCCCCACUGGAAACCAAGGGGGCUGCCUUCUGCCAUCCUUCCAUGGUCAGGGUGUCCCGACCGGGCAAGGACUCCGGCUAUCCACCACACUUUCUAAGAAUAGAUCAGAGGGAAAGGAAAGUGAGGUAUGGUCUUCUAACUCAGAAAGAUGAAUCAGUGCCACUGAAAAGUAUUACAGUGGAGGUCUCCAUUAGUGGGUUUAUCGCCGAUGUUUCCACCACCCUCUGCUAUGAAAACAACAAGUGUAACCCUGUGGAAGCUGUGUUUGUCUUCCCCAUGGAAGAUGGAUCAACCAUAUAUGACUUCCAUGCAGAAAUUGGUAAAAAGAGCAUUGACGUCAUGAUUAAGGACAAACAAAAGGCAAGAGAAGACUAUGAUGAUGCCAUAAGCAGUGGACAACAAGCAUUUCUCCUGGAAAAAACUGAGAUCCCAGAUGUGUUCCGUCUCAGUGUUGGCAGUCUGUCUGCAGGACAGAAGGCCACAUUAUCCCUGUCCUAUGUGACAGAGUUGCCUGUUGAGGCUGAUGACGCUCUUCGUUUCUGCCUGCCUACUGUGCUGUGUCCACGCUACACUCCACAAGGUACUACAUCUGUGACAAAAGGAGUACCUCGUGUCCCUUUUGGCUCCAUCCCCUAUACCCUGUCUCUCACUUGUCAUCUGGUCUCCCCCAAUGGAAUUUCAAAUGUGAAAUCCAACUCUGCACUGAUGCCUCUUGAGUACCUAAGUGAUGACAAGACAGAAGCAAAGGUGUCUCUCUCCCCAGGCUUCCAGUUUGAUCGUGAUGUUGUACUUUUGAUUUAUUAUAACCAUCCCCACCAGCCUACUGCCAUUGUGGAAAAUGGUUUGUCUUCAGCUGCAUCAGGCUCCUUAAUGAGAGACCCUGUUAUCAUGAUCAGCUUGUACCCAGAAUUCCCUGAAUUAACAGAACAAUCACUCUCCAUUAAAGGCGAGUUCAUCUUUUUGGUGGAUCUAUCUGACAGUAUGCUUGAGAAAAUGAAUGGAGAUCCAGACUCUGACAUGCGCAUUGAGAGUGCUCGUGACACACUGUUGCUUCUCCUCAAGAGUCUACCACUUGACUGUCAUUUUAAUAUUUAUGGUUUUGGUUCCGAUUUUCAACAUCUUUUCUCAAAUAGUGUUAAGUACAGCCAGAUGACAAUGAAGUCUGCCAUGAAGGAAGUGAAAUCCUUGCAUGCCAACUUUGGAGGAACAAAUAUUUUGGCACCCCUUCGUGACAUUUUUGGAAAAGCCUGUAUACCUGGAUACCCUAGACAGCUGUUUGUAUUCACUGAUGGUGAGGUUGAAAACACACAAGAGGUUAUUAAUGAAGUGAAAAAAAAUGCCUCCUCCCACAGAUGUUUCACAUUUGGAAUUGGAGAUGGUGCCUCUACAGCCCUUAUUAAAGGCAUGGCCAAGGCAGGGUCUGGUUACUUCCAGUUCAUUUCCAGAAAAGACAGAAUCCAGCCAAAAGUGAUGAAGAGCCUGCAAUUUGCUUUGCCGCCUGCAGUUACCAAUAUUAAGCUGAACUGGCAUCUCCCAAAUCUUGUGAAGGUAGCCCCUAUAUCAGAAACACCGCACGUGCUGUUCAAUGGUCAAAGGACUGUUCUUUAUGGUCAACUCAAAACAAAGGCUAAUAAGAAUGCAGUAGGACGCGCAUCUUUGCAUUAUACCCUUUGUGGCAAAGAAUACAAAUCAGAAAUACGUUUUGGGCUUAAAAUUGACAAACAUUGCAGGCUAACUGCUCACCGAUUGGCUGCAAAAGUACUGAUAAAUGAAAAGGAAGAUGAACGAUUUCUGAGUAGCAUGAAGGAUAAGAGUGAAACUAUAAAAAAGGAAAUUAUAAAGAUUAGCACAGAAGCCGGAAUUAUCACAUCUCUCACAGCUUUCAUUGCUGUCCACAAAGAAAAACAUAAGGCUAUUCAGCAGCCUAUGGUCAUCACACAUAUUCCAUUGGCAAGUUUUCCAAGUUGCUCCCAAGAAAGAAUAAGCUGGGAAUCCUAUUACACUAGUUGUAUAAGACUACACCCUAGGUUACGGGGAGGAGGCGGUGGUUAUGGAACACCACCAACUACGUUACGGGGAGGAGGCGGUGGUUAUGGAACACCACCAACUACGUUACGGGGAGGAGGCGGUGGUUAUGGAACACCACCAACCAAGUUACGGGGAGGAGGCGGUGGAAAGCCAAAAGAUAAAGUAGAUGAAGGAGAUUCUGCUGAUAUGCCAGAAGUUAGAAGUGACAACUUGUUAAAGCUGGUUUCCUUUCAAAAUGUGGAUGGGUCUUGGAAUCUAGAGGACAGACUGAUGACUUUAUUGAGCAAGACAGAGCAGGAGGUGCUGCAGAAAAUGCCAGCUGAGAUAAAAGACAAGUCAGUUUGGGCAACAUUUCUGUCACUGCUUUGGCUGCAUGGUUUCAAUUCAAAUCGGAAAGAUGAGUGGAAAUUUGUGGCUCUCAAAGCAGUGGCCUGGAUUAAGGCACAGACAGGGUUAAAUCUGGAAUUGUGCCUACAAGCUGGAAAUGACUUACUGGGAUGUCAGAUGGAUCUGCAAACUCUGGGCCUUCAACCUUCUUAAGAUGAGAGGCAGCAGAUGAUUUUUACAUGUAAAUGCUCAAAUGCAUAAGAUUCUUCAAAUUCUUGGUUUUGGUUUUCUAUUAAUGCUUUUACUGGCUUGGCAGAAAGUAUUGC
Molecule: messenger RNA, 2750 nt
Organism: Erpetoichthys calabaricus (reedfish)
Lineage: Eukaryota; Metazoa; Chordata; Cladistia; Polypteriformes; Polypteridae
Product: von Willebrand factor A domain-containing protein 5A-like
Exons: 19
Coding region: 1-2637 (878 amino acids)
Source: RefSeq, a predicted model, not a curated record